AUGCCUCCAUUGACCGGGUUUUCUGAUAAUCCACUUCGCUCCAGAGACGAUCUUGCCAAUGCCGCUCUGGCCUUUUUGCGACCGCUGAAAAUUUAUUUUUCCCCUGGAAAUGCUCGUAUUCGUAUCCCGGUCUCGACGGGAGCUCAUUUCGAUGAAGCUGCUGCACAGCUUGAGGGAUUCGUUCGGCCAUUGUGGGCAGUAGCUUCAUUGCUGCAGUGGGAGGCCUCGUCUUCCAAGGAAAAUACAUUUGAUGCUUCCAUCGCGAAAGAAAUUCGGGAAGUGACAGAACCAUGGAUUGCGGGGUUUUCCACUGGUACAGAUCCCGAGCAUCCAGAAUAUUGGGGAGCGAUUUCCGACAUGGAUCAGCGGAUGGUCGAGGCAGAGGUUAUUAGCUAUGCUCUGCUGUCUGCUCCAGACAAAUUGUUUCACGGUCGCGAUGAGAAGACCAGACAUAAUAUUACGGCCUGGCUUCGGGGGAUCAAUGGAAAGCAAAUGCCCAGCAACAAUUGGCGUUGGUUUCGAGUAUUUGCUAAUCUUGCGCUCAUCAAGGUUUGCGGAAUUGCUGCUUCUGAGCUCACAGAAGAGAUUACUGCGGAUUUCGCUGUUCUCGAUUCGUUCUAUCUAGAAGACGGCUGGUCGGGCGACGGCCCCUGGCUAUCAACUGAAGAGGAAGAGGAGGAAAUGACUGCAUUUGAACAGACUCGCCGCAGAGAUGCGAUUGGAAAAGGUCGGCAAGUGGACUAUUACUCUGGUAGUUUCGCCAUUCAAUUCAGCCAGUUGUUAUAUACAAAAUUCGCCGAUUAUAUGGAUCCUGAAAGGACUGCAAGGUACCGGCAGCAAGCUCGUGACUUUGGAAAUUCAUUCUGGAAAUACUUUGACUGCAAUGGCUCUGCCAUCCCAUUCGGUCGCUCCCUCACGUAUCGAUUCGCAUGUGGCGCCUUCUUUUCUGCGCUGGCAGUAAGUGACGUUUCCGACAUGCAGUAUCCGCUAUCAAAGCCUGGCCAUGUUAAGGGAAUGCUCUUGCGUCACCUUCGGUGGUGGGCAGCUCGCUCAGAUGACAUCUUCAAUGUGGAUGGAACCUUGAAUAUCGGCUGGUUGUACCCGAAUAUGUACAUGUGUGAAGACUACAACUCACCCCAGUCUACUUACUGGGGCCUCAAAUCGUUAAUUGCCCUCUCGCUCACGUCAAACAACAGUUUCUGGACAGCAGACGAAGAGGAACACCCAGUUCAACAGGCUCCAGAGCUCAUCCCAGCUCCCAGACAGAUCAUUAGCAACCACCCAGCAGGAAAUCAUCACUUCUUCCUGUCACCUGCUCAAUUUGUCGCGUGGCCCCUUAAAGCCAGUCAAGCAAAAUACUCCAAGUUUGAAUACUCAUCCGCCUUUGGGUUUUCGGUUCCCACUGGACCUUUAAUACAACAAAUUGCGCCAGACUGCACGCUAGCGCUUAGCCGAGACGGUGCCGAGACAUGGGCUGUGAAGUGGAAGUGUUCCGAGCCUGUACUUUCCACAGCUUCUCUCUUAGUGCGUGGACAGACACAUAUCGUACCUCAGGCUACUGUUCGGUGGUAUCCUUGGGGGGAUCGGCAGGUGGAAAUCAAUACAACAUUGAUCCCACCGACGGAUCGAUGGCCAGACUGGCAUAUACGGAUUCAUCGCGUCCGAAUCAAUUCCUCGCUACGCAGUCUCCACACUGUCGAAGGUGGAUUUGCCUCUCUUGGUCGCCGAUCGGAUGGAUCAAAACUUCCAAACAUUGACAGCGACUCUGAUAUGAUAAUUGGAACAACUGAAGGAAUUCUUGAAACAGACAGCUCUGUCUUGAUCCUUUCAGCGGCUGGAGCUACUGGCCUUUCGGUCCUUGGGGUAGACCGCCCGUCGCCACCUAUAAUCACGGAUGCUUCCGCUCUAAAGCCUGAUGCAAACACCAAUUUGGUACAUCAGAGGACACUCAUUCCUACCAUUACGCGUGACUUGUCGCGGGAUAUUGAGCCGGGUGAGGAGUUUUACUUUUUUACAGGAGUAUUCGCUAUCUCUAGUGCUGCUCAAAGUAGUCGCGAGGUGAAAGGGAGCAUUGCAGAUCGGUGGAAUGAUCGGCCCCAAAUAGCGGCAUUUUUGAACGGGAGCCAGGCCGGAGGUGAAAUUCUUGAUGUGUUAGGAUUAUCCAGCAAAGAUGGGAAAUGA
Messenger RNA from Penicillium verhagenii, 2181 nucleotides. Its product is annotated as glycoside hydrolase family 154 protein. The transcript is spliced from 3 exons. NCBI's taxonomy places the organism in Eukaryota, Fungi, Ascomycota, Eurotiomycetes, Eurotiales, Aspergillaceae. The record is from RefSeq and is a predicted model, not a curated record. Bases 1 to 2181 code for a protein of 726 amino acids.